AUGACCCCCCUACGCAAAACCAACCCAUUAAUAAAACUAAUUAAUCACUCACUCAUUGAUCUCCCGACCCCAUCCAACAUUUCUACAUGAUGAAACUUUGGCUCACUCCUAGGCGCUUGCCUAGUCCUCCAAAUCAUUACAGGACUAUUUCUAGCCAUACACUACACACCAGAUGCCUCCGCAGCCUUCUCAUCAGUAGCUCACAUUACCCGAGACGUAAACUAUGGCUGAAUCAUCCGCUAUCUUCACGCCAACGGCGCCUCAAUAUUCUUCAUCUGCCUAUUCCUACAUAUUGGCCGAGGCCUAUACUACGGCUCAUUCCUCUACCUAGAAACCUGAAACAUUGGCAUCAUCCUCCUACUCACAACUAUAGCAACAGCCUUCAUGGGCUAUGUCCUCCCAUGAGGACAAAUAUCUUUCUGAGGAGCCACAGUAAUCACAAACUUAUUGUCUGCCAUUCCAUACAUCGGAACAAACCUAGUCCAAUGAGUCUGAGGUGGCUAUUCAGUAGACAACGCCACACUCACACGCUUCUUCACCUUUCACUUCAUCCUACCCUUCAUCAUCACAGCCCUAGUAACCCUACACCUACUAUUCUUACACGAAACAGGAUCAAACAACCCCCUAGGCAUCCCCUCCCAACCGGACAAAGUCACCUUUCACCCCUACUAUACAACCAAAGACAUCCUAGGAAUACUCCUCCUCCUCCUCAUCCUAAUAAGCCUAGUACUAUUCUCACCCGACCUCCUGGGAGACCCAGACAACUACAUCCAAGCUAAUCCCUUAAGCACCCCUCCCCACAUCAAGCCUGAGUGAUACUUCCUAUUCGCAUACGCAAUCCUACGAUCCGUCCCCAAUAAAUUAGGAGGUGUAUUAGCCCUCCUAAUAUCAAUCCUCAUCCUAGUAGCAAUCCCUGCCCUCCACACAGCCAAACAACAAAGCAUGAUAUUUCGCCCACUAAGCCAACUCACGUACUGAUUCUUAGUAAUAAACCUACUAACCCUCACAUGAAUUGGAGGACAACCAGUAAGCUACCCAUUCACUACCAUCGGACAAGUAGCAUCCCUACUAUACUUCACCACAAUCCUAAUCCUAAUGCCAACCGCCUCCCUAAUCGAAAACAAAAUACUCAAAUGAACCU
This is a messenger RNA of Symphalangus syndactylus (siamang), 1141 nucleotides long. The record is from the annotation of a RefSeq genome assembly. Lineage: Eukaryota; Metazoa; Chordata; Mammalia; Primates; Hylobatidae.